UAUGUCCUUCCCUUCCAUCCAACACAACACCACGAGUUCUUUGACUCUCAUGCUCAAUUGUUCAUCGAUCAAUCGUAGAAGAUGGUGGAUUUAGAUUGGAAAUCGAAGCGGGUCGUGUCCUCCGAUAGCAUCCCGAACAAGUCCCUCCCGAAGCUCCCAAACAAGCUCACCGUCCUCAUACCUGCCCCGCUCCGAGGCGGCUGCCCUGCGGAGUUGGAAACCGCAUCCUCCUCUGCUUGCUCCGCCUACGAGCACUACCUGCGCCUCCCCGAGCUGAGGAAGCUAUGGAGCUGCCGAGAGUCCCCGGAAUGGAAGAGCGAGCCGUUUAUCAGACCCGCUCUGCAAGCUCUCGAGAUAACAUUCAGGUUCUUGUCGACCGUGUUGUCCGACCCCAGGCCUUAUGUGAACUCCAGCGAGUGGGAGCGGCAGCUCGAGUCUAUCACAGCAACCGAACUCCAGCUUGUGUCAGCCCUGGUUGAAAGUGGGGAGGGCACAGCGCCAAUUGCCAGCGCACCCUCUUUCAGUGGUGGCAAGCUCGCCCGUGGAGGGAGCUCGGCGGAGGUUUGGCGGCUCACGGCCGGUGACAACACUGUUGUGAGCUGCACCAGCGAGGCCAGCCUGCUGCCGCGGCUGGCUGCAUGGAGGCGGUCAGAGGCGGCUGCAGAGAGGAUACAGUACCUAAUCGAGGGCGCGAUGCGGCGAUGUCCAUACACCCUCGGCCUUGGGGAGCCGAACCUCGCCGCGAAACAGAGCCUCGACUAUGACGGAAUCGUCAAGCCGCACGCGGUCCAUGCAUUGAGGCAGAAUCCUUACAGCGAUCAGAUCCAAAACCACGAGAAUCAAACUCUAUACACAAUCCACCAGAUCCUCGAGUCGUGGGUCCAGUCGGCAUUGGAGCUGUUGAAUAGGAUCGGAGGGAGGAUAGAGUCGAAGAGAUUUGAUAUCGCAGCGAGCGACUGCUUCCUCCUUGAGAGAGUCUGGAAGCUCCUCGCGGAGAUUGAGGACCUCCACCUGUUGAUGGACCCGGCGGACUUCCUCCGCCUAAAGAGCCAGCUCGAGAUCAAGAGCGAGCCAGCACCAUUCUGCUUCCGGUCAGCUGCGCUCGUAGAGCUCACACGCCGGUGCAGGGACCUUCGGCAGUGGGUACCCAACGUCCUCGGUGUAGAGGUGGACCCCGCCGGGGGGCCAAGGGUCCAGGAGGCAGCGAUGAGGCUGUACCGGGAUAAGGCUGGCCCGGAGAAGAUCCAUCUCCUUCAGGGCCUCCAAUCAGUUGAGGCCGCAGUAAAGAGGUUCUUCUACGCGAACAAGCAGGUGGUCGCCGCAGUUAUGGGGAGCCUGGAGGCGAGAGAGGAGGGCGAGUCACUCAGUCGGGUGUUCCUCGAGCCGACCUAUUUCCCAAGCUUGGACGCUGCAAAGACGUUCCUUGGGGACUCACUUGGUCACAAGCGGACUCGGGCAGCGUGAUAAUAGAGCUCGCGGGCAUUCGUGUUGAUACGGUGAACCAAGCCGGCGUUUGAUGUUACACGUAUAGAUAUUGGAUGGGCAAAUCUAAAGGCUAGGAAUUUUCCGUAUCAAAAGUUUGGGGUGUACGCUUGUAUCCAUAAUUUUAUAAUGUAUAUGGUUAAUUCAUUCUUUAUACCCUUGAUUGUUAUACUGAUUAUUACAUUGAUUCCUUC
Messenger RNA from Punica granatum (pomegranate), 1676 nucleotides. NCBI's taxonomy places the organism in Eukaryota, Viridiplantae, Streptophyta, Magnoliopsida, Myrtales, Lythraceae. The record is from RefSeq and is a predicted model, not a curated record.